This is a messenger RNA of Myzus persicae (green peach aphid), 1653 nucleotides long. RefSeq names its product DNA-directed RNA polymerase III subunit RPC3 (gene Polr3C). The coding region runs from base 182 to 1636 and encodes 484 amino acids. Gene Ontology annotation, cellular component: RNA polymerase III complex. NCBI's taxonomy places the organism in Eukaryota, Metazoa, Arthropoda, Insecta, Hemiptera, Aphididae. Gene Ontology annotation, molecular function: single-stranded DNA binding. The transcript has a single exon. The record is from RefSeq and is a predicted model, not a curated record.
UCGAUUAUGCCCAUCACUAGUUGUACUCUAAGAUAGAAUCAUAAUUUCUGAGUUUUGACAAAAAUAGUUUAAUUUAUAAAAAAUUGUGUACACGUGCGGCGUUUGGCAUAAUAUUAAAUAAUAUUAGUGAUAAUUUGGUUAUUUAAAAAAAUUAUAAUUAGUAUUUUGAAAUAAGAUUAAUAUGUCAUCCGACUAUUGUCGUAUUUGUACAUCUAUUUUGCGUGAUUAUUUUGGUCAAGACAUUUCUGAAAUUGCAAAACCUCUACAAUGGGGUCAGAAAUCCCUAAUGACUUUAAGUACCAUGUUGGAUGGAAAAUAUCCUCGGCACUUGAUACAGGAAACUAUAAUUGUUUUAUUACAGUUCAAUUUUGUAUCGGCAAUUUGUAAUGUCCACUCAGUACAAAUAGAAUACAAAUUGAAUAUGGAAAAUAUUCUAAUGAUUUUAAGGUACCCAAAAUAUUUAUCUAUUAUUAAGAGAAAAUUUGGCAAUCCAUACGAGGAACUUGUUGAAACUUUACUUUGUCUUGGUCGAGCUUCUUUAUCAAAAAUUGUCAGUGAAUGUAUUAAAUUACAGAAUGAAACCGAUGAUUUGUACAAUAAUUAUUGGGAAAAGGGUAUUGAAUUAAUUAGAAAUGAAUAUUUUAAAAGAACACCCACAUAUGUUGUUUGGACUGAAGUUAAACAAAAUAAAAUAUUUACACCACCAACAAAAAAUCAAAAAGACGAGAAAAAAAUUUUGUUUACUCUUAAUUUCAAUAAAUUUCAUCAAGACAUGAGAAAUAAAAUCAUUAAAGAUGCUGUUGUAAGAACAUUUGAUGAUACAAUUGUAGGAGAAGUAAUGUCAACAAUAUUAAGUCAAUGUGCUGACAGUAGUGCACCAGUUUCAAACCCUAUAUCAUUGCAAUUAAUUAGAAGUAAUUUAUCUGUUGGUCAUAAUUAUUUAUUAGAAUAUAUAACAAUGAUAGAAGAAGACCCUACUAAAUUUUUAUGUAAAUCGUAUGGUACAAUGUGCAACAUAACUGUUAAUUUUAAGCAGAUAAUAAAUUGUUUAAAUGAUUCAAUAAUGGACCAAGUAGUAAGCUAUAAGUUCGGUGAAAGUUCUGCAAGGUUAUUCAGAGCGACUAGGAGCAACAAACUCCUAGAACUUGAACGUCUCCAACAAACUGCUUUAAUACCAGACCGUGAAACAAAAACAUUAACAUCUGAACUAUUUAUGAAUAAUUAUCUCCAAGUUCAAGAAUUAAGAAAACCAAAUACUCGUUUAGGUAGAAAUGAUGGGAAAUCUUUUUAUUUGUAUCAUUUAAAUGAACGUCAACUACAUCAAGAAUUAACAGAAGAAAUAUUAAAAAUGAUUGGGAACUGCAUGAUGUGGAAAUUUAAGACUUGUGAAGAUAACAAGAGAUUACUAAAAAAUAAAGCUCGAUUUGAUGGUAUGGUUCAAGGAUUACAAGAUAAACAAGAAGCCGACAAGGAUUUUUUUGAAGAGGCUAUGGACAAUUUAUUUUCACCAAGUGAACGAAUAUUGCUGGACUCAAUAAACAGACUGUUGCGCAAGUGUCAGCUAAACAUUAUGAGAUUAGACGUGUGUUUAUUUUUAUUCCAUUCUUAUAAACGAUACAAUGAAACUAUUAAAUAAAUAAUUACGUUUCUAUA